GUAGCAGAGGCAAACCCUAGACUCAGGCAAAGCGAAGUUCGAAAUCUCUGAGGCAAAGCGAAGUUCGGAAUACCUAUUUCGGCUACAAUGGCUACAAUUCCUGUUAACCCAAAGCCUUUUUUGAACAAUCUGACCGGAAAGACUGUGAUAGUGAAGUUGAAAUGGGGAAUGGAGUACAAAGGUUUUCUUGCCUCAGUGGAUUCCUACAUGAAUCUGCAGGUAUGACUUUAUGGUUUUUGUUUACAGAAAUUUUUGAGUAAAAUAUUUUUAGUGGCAACCUGCAGUUUAAUCUAACAUUUUAGUUUAAACAUGCUUCAAUCAAAAAUAUGUUUUCUG
Molecule: messenger RNA, 336 nt
Organism: Rubroshorea leprosula
Lineage: Eukaryota; Viridiplantae; Streptophyta; Magnoliopsida; Malvales; Dipterocarpaceae
Source: the annotation of a GenBank genome assembly